AUGUAUAAUAUGAAUAUUCCUCUUAUCAUUACGAUACUGUUAUUUUUAUUCUACCAACAUUAUGUAUGUAGUACAAUAAAACCAUACGAAAUAGAUAAAAGGGAUUUAUUAAAAAUAUAUGAAGAUUAUAAAAAUUUGGAAUUAAGUAAAGAGGUUGUUUUAGAUAAUGAAGAGAGUUUCCAUAAUAUAAAAUAUCUGUCUCUAUGUAAUAUAAAUAAUAAGAAUUCGAUAUCCGGAAUAUCAAAUAUACUUUGUAAAAAUAUUAAUUUUGGUUAUCAUAUAAAAAUAAAAGGUGUAGAUCUUUUAUAUGGUGAGAUAGUUCAUUUUGGUACAUCGAAAUUUAUAAAGGAAAUAAAUUUUAUAUGUAAAUAUUAUAUAUAUGAUAAUUCGUAUGAAAUAAUAAAAUGUAAUUAUGUUAUCAAACUUGAUGAGCAUUAUGAUUUUUAUUUAGGGUUUGAUAUGGAACAUAUAUAUGAACCUAAAUAUAAGAUUGAUAAAAAUCAAAACAACAACAGAAAUAACAACAAUAAUAAUGAUAAUAAUAAUAAUAAUAAUAAUUUUAUUCAAUCAAAUAAUUUACAAAAUAAUAAUAUGCAUUCAUUAAAGGAACAAGAACAAAUUGUAUUAAACAAUGUAACAUAUAACGAAAAUAUGAAAAUAGAUAAUAAUACAAAGAAUAUGUCUCGAAAUAAUAAUGAUGAUAAUAAUCAUAAUAUUUUUUAUCAGAAUGAUUAUCUCAAUUAUUAUAAUAGUCAUAAUGUAAAAAUGUGUAAUUUAAGGAUUCCUAUUUAUAGUUAUAUAACGAAUGUAGAAGAAACGCUUUUGAAAAUUCUGAUUGGAUUAUGUAUCAAAUUAGGAUAUAAGAGGUUCAUGAUAUAUUCUGAAAAUACCUUUGUUAUUUCAAGUUAUUUUGAAAAUAUGUAUAUUAGUAGAGAUAUAUUUCAUCAGGGAUUUAAUAUAACUUGUAGGAAAUUUUACAACUCUAAUAAUAUAUAUAUUAUUAAGAGUCAAAAUAGUUUUAUACAAAAUAAAAGUAAUCAUAAUUAUAGGAGCAAUAAUAACAUCGAUGUUGUGAGAAAAGAGGUUCCUAAGAUUUAUGUUAAAUUUUUUGCUAAUAAGUCUUAUUUAUUGUGGAGAGGGAUUGAACAGAAUAAAGAAAUCUUUAAUUUUAAAUUAUUAGAAUUAAAAAAUUUAUUAAAAAAAGUUAAAUAUAAAGAAAGGAUAUAUAUAUGCUAUACUAAAGAAUUAUAUUCUUAUUAUGAACAAGAUGAAAUCUAUAUUAAAAAUUUUAUGUCUUCUCAUAAAAUAAAAUAUCGUAAUUUCAGAUCAUUACAAAAUAAAGAUAAAAAAAAUUUGGAUAUACCUUAUUCUUAUAUAUUAUUAACAUUUGAAUAUUUUUGUGAUCAUACUAUUAUAUUAUUUGAAGAAUGUGUACAUAUUAUAAUGACAUCGAAAAUUUUAGAUGAAAAAUAUAAAAGUAUUAUGCAUCAAUUUUUAUAUGAAAGUUUUCUAUGUUCUCAAAAUUGUUCAUAUGAAGAUGACCAAUUAAAUAUUUUUCAUAAUGAUAUGAUUAUAUCAACAUUUCAAAAAUUUAUAAAUAAUAGUAAUUCUAUAAUCGAUAAAAUGAAAAAACAAUCUAUAUCUAUAACUGAUCAAAUUAAAAAGAAGGAAGAAUUUUAUAAUAAUAUAUUAUUACCUCAAGAUGAAAAUAUAUACAAAGAAUUUUAUGAAAAUAUUAUGUUUUCUAUUGAAUUUAAAUCUUUCAUCCCUUUGAUAAAAGAUGAACUAGAUAAACUUAGUAGAAGGAAAAAUAUUAGAAAUGAUAGUAACAAUAGUAACAAUAGUAAUAAUAGAAAUAACCGAAUUUGUAAUAUUUUGAAGUUUAUUAAAUAUCAUGAAAGGUUAUAUGAAUCUAAUAGCCAUAAUAGUAUAUAUAGUCGAUUAUUAAAUGAAUCCAUAUUAUUAAAUAAAUUAGUUUUUGAAAAUCAUAAAGGUGAUCACCAUUUUGAUGACAUUUCUAUCAUCAAUCUGAAGAAUAAUAUAAAAUUAAACAAAGAAAAUAUUAACACAAAAACAAAUAAUGUGGAAGAAAAUAUAAAAACAAACGAAGAAAAUAUUAACACAAAAACGAAUAAUGUGGAAGAAAAUAUAAAAACAAACGAAGAAAAUAUUAACACAAAAACAAAUAAUGUGGAGGAUAAUAUAAAAACAAACGAAGAAAAUAUUAACACAAAAACAAAUAAUGUGGAGGAAAAUAUAAAAACAAAUAAAGAAAAUAUUAACAUUAAAGGAAACAAUGUGGAGGAAAGUAUAAAAAUCGUAUAUAAUAAAAAUGUGGAAAAUAAUAAGGCUCAGGGAAAUGAAAAUUUUGAACAUACGAAUAAAAAAGAAAUAAUAUAUAUUAUGAAUGAUCCUAUUCAAUCUAACACCACAUAUAAUUCCGAAUCAUAUGAAUCUAUUUCAAACAAUUUAGAUGAAAGUAAUUUGAAUAAUUAUACUUAUGAUGAUGAUGAAAAAUAUGAUACGGAGCAAAUUAACACAUUUACAAAAAAGUACCCUAAAAUGAUGAAUAUGAAAAUAGAUAAAAAAAAUAAAAUAAUAAAUAAUAACGAAUUAGAAUUAAAAAAUAAUAAUAAAGGUACCAUGCAUCAUUCUUUCAUAAUUAAUUCUUAUGGUGUAUAUAUUUAUACUUUACAAAAGCAAUAUGAUUAUGAUAUUCUAAAAAAAAUAUAUGAUGAAUAUAAGAAAACACAAGACAAUACAAAUAAUAGUAAUAAUAACAAUGAUCAUAUGAAAAGGAAAGAAUUUUUUAAUCUACUCUAUUCAAUUAACAAAACAUAUACUUUUACUGUCAAUAAUGUACCCACAAAAAUAUACGACAUAUUAAACAAAACAAAUAUUAUUUCAAAGGAUAAAAAAAAAGAUAAUAAAGAGCAUCAUUCAAAUAUGUAUGAAUGGGGAAAAAAAAAUGUAAAAUACUUCUGCAGUAAAGAGAAAAGGUGGCCAUUUUCUAAAAAGGAAAUUGAUUUUUUUACCUCUGAUGAUGCUAUUUAUUGUGAGGCUCAAUAUGUAAACGAGUUCUUAAUUACUGUAAAUUAUGGAGAACAGACGUUUGAUUAUAUGAUAAAUGAUAUUUAUCAAAAGGGAGAUAUGUUUAAAGAUCAAAAUAUUUAUCAAAAGGGAGAUAUGUUUAAAGAUCAAAAUAUUUAUCAAAAGGGAGAUAUGUUUAAAGAUCAAAAUAUUCAUCGAAAGGAUGAUGAUUAUGAAAAAAAUGAAGAUAUACAUUCAAAUUCACAUUCCGAUAAAAAUUCAAACAUUAAUUUUAUUUUUCCAGAAAAAAUUUUACAUAAGGUCAAAGAAGAAUACUUUGUAAAACAUUCCAUAAAUGAAAGCAAAAUUAUAGGUUUUUAUCUACUUAAUAAUGCAUGUGUAAUAAAAUAUAUUGGGAAUAAAAAAAAUGACAUAAAUAAUCCUUUUUUAAGUAAUGUUUUAUUAAAAUCCGUUUUAGGGUUUUGUAUUUUACAUGGAUUUACAAAGUUGAAAGUUGAAGCAGAAAGUAUUAAUUAUGAAAGUGGAAUAAAAAAUAAAUUUGUGGAGAUUUUAUUAAAUGGAUAUACUGAAUAUGAAUAUUUAGGUUUGACGUUAAUGAAUGUAGCUAGAUUUUCAAAAGAUUUAUAUUAUAUUAUAACAGGAUAUACUUCCAAAAGUGAUCUUUUAUUAUCUGCUGUUAUGAAAUUUGAAAAAAAUUUUAAUAUAUAUCAUAAUAUCGAAAAUAAUUUUUUGAAAUAUAUGAACAAAAAAUCUAUGAAUUUAUUACAUGAAUUAACCUUUAAUUGUAAUGAUGAUUAUUAUCCAUAUAAAAAUUGUUAUGAUCUUUAUCCUCUAGUAAGAAAAAAUAUAAAAAAUAUAUGUAAUUUCGAAACAAAUAGUAUAUAUAAAGAAUUAAAUUUAUUAUUUCCUGAUGUGUGCAAAAUAGGAAAGAAAAUAGCCUUAUGUUAUGAACAAAUUAAAAAAUAUAUUGUUUGCUCAAAAAAUAGCCAAGGGUGUAAAUACUACAAAUUUAUAAUAAACACAUUCAUAAAACCAAGAAGAAAAACAUCCUUUUUUAUUAAUCAUAACAUAAACGUUCAGGAAUAUUUAUCAAAAAAGGCAUAUACAUAUUAUUUGUUAUUAUGUGAACUUAUAAAAAAUAAAGAAAAACAAUUAAAACAAGAAGAAGGGCAAAAUAAAAAUCAAAAUGUAGACCAUGCACAUACUUAUUUUUUAUUAAAUAAUAUCAUUCAAUAUUCCACAUUUUUUCUUUUCUGGAAUUUCUCUACUGAAUUUUGGAAGAGAUUUCAAUAUAUACAUAAUAAUGAUAUUCAUAAUAUAAAUGAAAUUUCUUAUCAAAAUAAUAACUUGUUAUUUUGCCCCAUGGCAUAUGCCUACGAAUUUAUUUAUCACCUUAAUGUAUUUUACAUAAACGAAUAG
Molecule: messenger RNA, 4470 nt
Organism: Plasmodium falciparum 3D7
Lineage: Eukaryota; Apicomplexa; Aconoidasida; Haemosporida; Plasmodiidae
Exons: 1
Coding region: 1-4470 (1489 amino acids)
Source: RefSeq, a predicted model, not a curated record